UGUGAUAAACUUAUUAAAUAGACGAGCAAUGGGAGGGGAGCAGAGUACAAGCGGAAAAGUGGUUGGAUAUCAUGUUCUUCGUGUACAACAGAACUCUCCUGCAUCUAAAGCUGGACUUGAGGCAUUUUUUGAUUUUAUUGUAACUAUUGGCAAUAGCAGAUUGAAUCGCGACAAUGAAAACCUGAAAGAGAUUUUAAGAAAUCAUGCUGAGCAUCCCGUUACAAUGGGCGUUUACAGUAGCAAGACUCAGGACUUGCGAGAAAUAACAAUUACCCCUAGCGCACUUUGGGGUGGUCAAGGAUUACUGGGAGUCAGUAUUAGAUUCUGUUCCUUUGAAAAUGCAAAUGAAAACGUGUGGCACGUUGUAGAUUUGAAGCUGAAUUCUCCUGCUCAAUUAGCUGGACUUCAAUCCGACACGGAUUAUAUAAUUGGAUCUGACACUUUGCUUCAUGAACCGGAUGACAUGUAUACGCUGAUUGAAUCGAGCGACAGAAAACCACUAAAUUUCUUUGUUUAUAACUCAGAUGCUGACGCGUGUCGAGAAAUAACCAUCACCCCAAACAGUGCUUGGGGUGGGGAAGGAAUGCUUGGAUGUGGUCUAGCUCAUGGAUAUUUACAUCGCAUACCUCUGAAUCGCCAGUUUCCGAAAAGUGUCCAAAUUGCAGACGGCCAGGAAAACGUGCAAAAUGGGUCAGAAGCUUAUCCUGAAGCAGGGUCUCUGGUUCCACCUCAGCCUCAGAAAGAUCAAAACAACGCCACUAUAGAAAUGAACGGAUAUCAAAAUGUGCCUCUGACCGAUGGUGCUCCUCAACCUCCUCUGUUUUCGCAAUUGCCCUCGAUACCUCCAUUCCCGGCCCCGCCCUCAAUUAACCCAGACCUUCUGACCGGAUUUCCAAACAUGCCUCCAGUAUCUCAACCCGCAGCAACUGAACAACAAGCAGUGUCCUCCACUCCUAAAACAGAUCAAACUUCAGCGUCUGCCUACCAAUCACAAGCACCGGUGAGUUACACUCCUACGUCAGCGCAACAAUACCAACAGCAGCCAACCAGUAUGACGAAUACUCCUCCAAAACCGGAAUCGGUAACACCUUCGGCGCCUAUGAUGCCUCCGACCAUUGACUUCUCAAAACUACCGCCUCUGAAUUUUCCACCAGGAAUGAAUCCGCCGCCGAUGUUUUCGAUGAACAACCCGAACAUUCCCCAUCUGAUGACUACGAUGCAGGCCAAUUCGAACCAGUCGGGCAUGAUGAAACCACCUCCAAUGCCUAACUUCAUGACAGCUCCUCCAAUGCCUGGAUUCCCACCAGUCAGUAUCCCGGGAGCCUCGUCUGAUCAACAUAUGCAGCAGCCUCAAUACUACAUGGGUGCUCCGCCAAUGAGUGGUAUUUUUGCACCCAUCCCUCCACCUUCAAUGUCAUCCUCGUCGUCUGGGGGAGGAGUAUCAUCCACUCGUCCUCAACCCCCGCCAAUGGCAUCAGAGUUCACACAGCAAUACGCAACAGCAAAAUGAAGAUUGAAGUUAUUUGCGAGUUAUGAAACAGACUGCGAUAUUUAAAACUAGUUUUCAGGUCGAAGACGUUAUAUUAAAGUGGGGAGUUGAUAGUUUGGUUUUCGAGUUAUUGCAAAUUGCUCGUGGUCAGGUAAAGUUGAACGUUUUGAUUAGUUCGCUGUUAUAUUGGUUCGGAAAACGAAGCUCAAGACGUGCGCUUGAAAAUAUAAGUUUUGCAUUUAAAACGACCUGAGCUAAAAUGCAACUUUUAUGAUGAUGUGAAGUGUACGGUAAUAAAUUAACCCUCAAAUUAAUUUAAAAGUAUGUACAGCUUCAUAGAUCAUUUCAAUUAAUAUGACGCAAUUUGUGCAGUUCCUUAUUUUGGUCAAUUAAGCUGCGAAGAACAAAAUCAUCAUUGAACGUAUUAAAGGAAGUUAUUUGGCUAUUUCGCAUAUCUCCAAUCAUUUAAAUGUUAAUAUGGUGUAAAAUACUAUAUAGUUCAAAAUCGUGCUGUUUCAAAAUGCAUUUUAAUUGUAAAAUAAAUCUUAUAUUGUCAUUGAUAUGCAGUUGUUGUCCUCUUUGGAGUGUGGGAAUUAACGAUUGUUGUUG
Messenger RNA from Symsagittifera roscoffensis, 2098 nucleotides. RefSeq names its product Golgi reassembly-stacking protein 2-like. The transcript has 10 exons. Gene Ontology annotation, biological process: Golgi organization. Lineage: Eukaryota; Metazoa; Xenacoelomorpha; Acoela; Convolutidae. The coding region runs from base 29 to 1510 and encodes 493 amino acids. Gene Ontology annotation, molecular function: protein binding. The record is from RefSeq and is a predicted model, not a curated record. Gene Ontology annotation, cellular component: Golgi apparatus.